Messenger RNA from Linum tenue, 704 nucleotides. The record is from the annotation of a GenBank genome assembly. NCBI's taxonomy places the organism in Eukaryota, Viridiplantae, Streptophyta, Magnoliopsida, Malpighiales, Linaceae.
UCUCCUUUAAAAUUGUUGACUAGGCACGACAAUGCUGAGUUGGUAUCCAGGUGGCGAUCAAUUUCGGUUCUAAUUUUAAACUUAAAAAAUAACGAUUUAAAAAAAGAAAAGGAAAAAUAAACCCCCUCGGUCCCGACUUACCACCUCCCUCCUCCGGUCUCUUCCUUAUUCCCUCAUCUCCGCCCGACGAUCUCCCUCCACCAUUUCCAGCAGGCGAGGCAGCAAAAUCUGUCGUCGUCUAUUAAACCACCACGAUCGUUGCGCCUCACUGAUUUCAGGAGUCUAACAGCGCCAUCCAUCUCUGUGUUUUGAAGCACCGCGGUCGACGCCCGACUGAGAAGCCAGCUGAAGACGAAGAGAGAGGGACAAUUCAAUCGGAGUCCAAUCUUUGGCCGAGAAAUCUUCAAGCAAGAUGCCGAAGGGAAGAGACGACUACGACGAGGCUCAACGAUGGCGGCAGCGAGGCUCAACGAUGAUGGCCCGAUGCUCAACUACGGCCGCGGCGACGAGGGCAGAAAAUGGAUUCGUGCGUUUUAAAGACAAUAUGAGGAAUUAAAAAUUAAAAGCAAAAAAUAAUAAAAGACCAAAUUUUAAUGUUGUCAUACGUGGAAGCUGACGUGUUUGCUGAGUUGGACCACCGUUAACAAAAAAUUUGCGGUAAUGGAAUUAAUGCUAAUAUUUCGCAACGUCAAUUAACAUUUGGC